UAUUUUUUAAUAUUCUUAUAAAAUGUUAAAUAACUGUGCACACUGCACUGAAAUAACAACUUAUACAGAAAACAAUUAAAAGAGAACCUUCAAACUGCCGUUAACUUGCGUACAUUAUGGCAUCACAUUUGAGCACCCGAGAUAGAUUGCUGUCGCUGAUCGAUGAUAUAGAACUAAUAGCUAAAGAAAUGAUAGAAGUAGCAAUUGCUCCUAAAUCUCAGAAACUCUCAGCGGCUGAUCAUGCACAGUUAACUGAUCUUCUACUUUCUAAAGAUCAAGAGUUAAAGAAAACUUUAGAAUUAGCUGAUGAGCAAGCAAAAAUUCAACAGAAAAUGAAUGAAUUGAAAGCUGAAGUAGACAAUAAGGAUCAAGACAUAUAUCAUUUGCAACGGCAACUAAAAGAUGCAGAACAAAUAUUGGCUACAUCAUUAUAUCAAGCUAGACAGAAGUUGGCAUCAAUUGUGAAAUCAAGAAAGAGGCCUGUUCCAUCAGAAGAAUUGAUUAAGUUUGCGCAUAGGAUAAGUGCGUCAAAUGCAGUCAGCGCGCCACUGUCCUGGCAGCCGGGAGACCCUCGCAGGCCUUAUCCAACUGAUCUAGAGAUGCGACUGGGAAUGCUCGGAAGAUUAUGUGAUUUGCCUCUCAAUGGUCAUGCACCGUCCACUCUUAACGAUCUUCAUAGAAUCACUACAGGAGGAGUGCCUGCGUCAGCCACAAAUCAAUUCACAUGGCAUCCGUCAGGCGAGUUACACAUGUCAGUGGGCGGCGGGAACUCGGUCGCUAUCGACGGACGCGGGAAAGAUGCGCCCGCACAAGAGGACGUCGAAGUUAUGUCCACGGACUCGAGCUCGAGCUCCAGCAGCGAUUCUCAAUAGUUAAUGAUGUAGAGUGAAUGGUUAUGAAUGAAGAAUGGGAAUUUCGUGUUUAAACGUUGAAAAUGUGUAUGUCAAGGUAUUAAAAAAGUUUUUGAAAAUUGGUCUAAUUGUCAGAGAAAUUGGUAACAUCCACAACUUUGAAGACGGUUAAAAAAUUGUCCAGAAAAUAUAUUAUAAUUACCUACCUAUUCAAAAUAGAUAUACUUAGAAGGAUUUAUUUUACUUUGAAAUUAAUUUGCCUGAUCAACUUGUACAGUUUAGUAGUUCUAUAAUAAUAUGUUGUAUGAAAACUUCAUUCGUGAAAAUACCUCAGUAGUAAAGGAUACUAAACUUAUCAAUAAUCCUAUAAAAUAUUUGUAUAUUCCAAUCUAUUUUUACACAAAGUACUUUCCUAAGCUUGAAUAAACACACAAAAUAAUAUAAAUAAGUAAAUUAAUCAUUUAAACUAAAUAUAAAUCAACUAUUGUUAAAAAAAAACUUAUAAUUACAUUUGCUAAUAUUUUAUAAGCUUUUUUUAACAAUAACUUCAUCAAACCUUUGUUUAUCUACCAUUCAUAUCAUCGAAAAUAUUCAAGCGUUUCAAAGUAUUUGUAAAUUAAUUAUUUGCUUAAGUCGCACCCGUUGCUAAGUGUGUAUGCGUGUAAUUGGAUGUUUGUUAAGUGCAGUUUGUGUAUAUUGAUGAUACACAAUAUGUAGUAUGGUAGGCGUAAUUAUGAGAAAUAAAACAUUUUUUACAUAAA
Molecule: messenger RNA, 1612 nt
Organism: Colias croceus (clouded yellow)
Lineage: Eukaryota; Metazoa; Arthropoda; Insecta; Lepidoptera; Pieridae
Gene: MED4
Product: mediator of RNA polymerase II transcription subunit 4
Exons: 5
Coding region: 117-872 (251 amino acids)
Biological process (GO): regulation of transcription by RNA polymerase II
Cellular component (GO): mediator complex; core mediator complex
Molecular function (GO): transcription coregulator activity
Source: RefSeq, a predicted model, not a curated record